Molecule: messenger RNA, 4904 nt
Organism: Schistosoma guineensis
Lineage: Eukaryota; Metazoa; Platyhelminthes; Trematoda; Strigeidida; Schistosomatidae
Source: the annotation of a GenBank genome assembly
AGUUUUGUGAUGGCAUUGCUAUUGUUCGUUGGGAAUUACUAAAACACUUCUUCAUUUCCGUAAUAUAUCUGAAACUAAAUGCACUGCAUAGUGCAAAAUAUAGCUUACUGUAAAAUUUUGUGGAUUUCAAGUAGAUCUUAUCAAGUUUUUACGCUACCAAUUAAAAAUUCUGUAUAUGAAUAAAACGUGUCAUUCAACAUUUCAUACCAAAUUUUUCAGACUGCAUUAUAUUUAAAUUUUAUUACCGAUCUUCGUGUGCUUCAUCUUAGAAGUUUGGUUUUGUGAGCAAAUGUUAAACGGCUGAAAUGACGACUAAACAUAUUGGGUACUCCAAUCCACGAAAUUUCAAAGAGAAGAUAGAACUUCUCAAAAUGAAAGAAGCGGCGUCAACAGCAAACUUUGCUGCUGCUAUGAGAGACGCCCAGGAGAUCUGCAAGGUAUGUUGUCACACCAUUUGGCAUUACGAUUUUACAUUCAGAUUGCACAUGCCUACGACGGCCUUCCAUUAUCACUUGAUCAUAAUAAUUUAUCUGGAAGUGUCCAGAAUCGCUCGGGAAUCUUAAAAGCAUACUCCCUGUCUAAUAUUAGUAAUACUGACUAUCAGACGUUAAAGACUGGCGAUAACUCUAGUCAGGAAACCCCGUUCUUCCAAAAAGAUAUGCCGGUCGAUCAUAAAGAUAUACAUGGCUCCAGUGUAUCUAGUUCUCAUACCGGUGUAUAUCCAUCAGCAUCAAAUAUUCAUGAUGAACGAGUUGUUCAAAGACUACUACCUAGUAGUAAUGUACCAAUUAAAGAAACUAUUCCGGUUAAAUUAGAUGAAGAAUUAUCGCAAAAGUCUCAAAAUCCAAAUGUUUGUCCAUUUUUGUAUGAUCCAAUUGGUUCAAAAACUACUACAACAACAACUACAACACCUGAUACAUCUCAUCAUUUACAUGAACGAAAUACUUUUAUUCAUGAUACUGAUUAUGCAUCAUCUGAUAAUUACUUGUCAUCCUCUUGGUCUACUAUUCCACCUACACAACAUUCUGCUCCUAAAAGUUGUUUAGAUAAUUGGAAUAAUGAAUGUUCCAGUGUUGCAGUUGUUAGUCAACAUCAUAUUCAAAAGAAUUUUAAUUUAUUUACAAAUACUAAACCAUACCAUCAUAGUUUACAACCAAAAUCACAUAUUUCUACAAAUCCUUAUUUAUUUUCUACAUCACAUUCAAAUGUUGAAGUAGCAUCUACUACUAGUUUACUUACACAACAAUCAUCAUUAACGAAUUCAAGUCAAUAUACAUGUGAAUCAGGUUAUUUUAGUGCUGGUAUAUGUACACCAGUUGGAUUUCGAAGUUUUCCUCCUACAAAUUCUUUACAACAUCAAUUGAAAACACCAUUUUCUGCUAAUAUUACUGAACAGAUUAGACAAGCUCAAACACCAUAUUCAGUGGUUGAUUGGCGCAGGACUGCUUCUGAUUCAUCUAUCCACCAUACAUUAUCAGAUAUUCAAUUAAAUCCAAUUGAACAAUAUACAUAUGGUCCUGGGAAGACAGAAAAGUCACAUGUUUUAAGUCCUAGGUCUAUCAUGUCCAGUGAUCAUUACUUCAGGCCAGCAUGUAAAUUGAGAGGAGUUGAAGAGGAAGAGACUUCAAAUAUUUUAACACCUAUGGAUGAUACAGAUACUAAGCGUGCUUGUAUUAUUCGACGUCAUCGUGAUACUCAUCUACUGGACAAUAGUCAUUUAGUUCAUACGGAACUACCAAGAAAUGAAUCUCAUCUAAUGCCAGCAAAAAGACCCUAUACAUGUUCAACAGAGUCGCAGUCAUCAAACGGAUUUGACCCAGUUGCUUGUGAGAUGAAAAUGUGCACACCGCAUAUGGACAACAGUGGUAGUACUAUGGAAAAGAAAAACAUUGAUUCCACUGUCGAUACAGCAUUGAAACAUCACAAAAGUUGGAAAAUUCGUUCUAGUGUUUAUAAUCCUCAUAGUUUAGAACAACCAAUGAAUAAAUCAAUUUAUCCAUGUGUGUCCAAUAAAAAUAAUAAUACAAUAACAACAAAUUCAAAGUAUUCCGAACUCAUUGAUCCAUCUUCUCUACUAUCAACCUCAUCAUCUCAUAGUUUUCAUUUCAAUCAAGAUCAUUAUUCCUUUGGUGGUACACAUCUACACAAUUUACCUUUACAGCAUGCAGAAUCACAUAGAGGUAAUCUGGUUAAUAUGUUGAGUGCAAGUGGAGAAGUUGCUAGGAGUGGAACAACUGGCUCAAGUGGUGUUGGCAUUUGUGGCAGUGGCGGUGGAAACAAUAGUAAUAUUCAAGACAGUACAACAACAGAUGAUUUAUUUCUUCGUAACACUAGUACUGGUAAUAAUGAUUUGGAUGAAUACUUACAACUCCCUAAUUUAAUUUGUAAGGCGGAUGAGUCUACCAAUCAUUUUGCUGGACGACGUGACAGUUGUACUAUGACUGCAGAAAUACUUUCCACUUUGGCUAGUUUUCGAGAAGAAAUGGGAGAGUUUGGUGAUGGAAAAGUUCAUUCAGAUAUUAUUCCUGCUAGUUCCAAUUUUGGUCCCCAUUUCGUUCAUAUACCCAAUCGUACCGGUGUAUAUAAUCCAAUGCAUAACGAUGAUACCAAUCCUAUUAAAAAUGUUGUCAAACAGAAAACUACUCAUAUACACAAUAGAAUGAUACCUUCUAACUCCUUAAUGCAUCCUACUACUGCUACUACUAUUACUAAUAGUAAUAGUACUACUACCACUACUGCUAUUACUAAUACUAAUACUACUGCCACUACUACUACUACUAGUAGUAGUAGUAAUAUUUAUACAGUUGAUCGAUGUAGACUUCAAAGUGCGCAUUUUAUUCAAAGUCAUGGUGGAGAGAUUAACAACAAUGGAAUGUUAACAAAUUCUUCUACACCAACUAUUUAUUCUUCAUGUGUACAUCAUGUUGGUGAUAAAAUUGGCAUAUCUAUGUCACCAAAUGAUUAUCGCCUUUUAACUGAUCCUAGAUUAGUAAAUUAUGUAACUGAUAAAGAAACUGAAGCGAAAAUAAUCAAUCAAUAAUUGUAAUAUUAUUAAUAAUGUUCUUCUUGUGAAUAAUAGUAAUCAUUCAUCACGUAUUUAAUUCAUAUUGUAUUACCCCGGUGUGUGUGUGUGUGUAUUGGCUUGUUUGUGUUUAUUUUUCAUUCAGUGUGUAUGAGUUUUUUUUGUUUUUGUGUUGACAAGCUUCUUUAUAUUCCUAUACAACAACAUCAACAACAGUCCUAUAAUCAUCAAAAUGUAUCCAGUAUGGAUAGUUCAACAAUUUGUUUUUCUAUACAAACUAUUUAUUUGAUUGAUUAGUUGAAUUAAACUUUAUUGUUCAUAUCAAAUAUUUCAUUUAUGAAUGAUUAAUUGAAUACCGCCUUGUUAUCCCAUUCUAUAGAUCAAAUCAAACAACAUACAUACACAGAGAUACACUUAUUAGUUACAUGCGCCAGUCAACUCUCUCUGUUUCUCUCUCUCGAUAUUUAUACAUUUGACAACUGAUUAGGGUUGUUACUUCUUUGCUGAAUGAUUGAUGAAUUAAUUGAUUCAUUUAUUCACUUACACUCAUUAGUAUUGGUACAAUAUACUUUCUUCUUUUAAGUGUUUUCAUUGAAUGUCCUCUUCAUAUAUUCGUCUUUGUAUCUUCUUGUUAUCUAAUUAUUUCAUGUAGUAUGUGUUUAUGUUGUUGAUAUUGAUAAUGUUGUGUUGUUUUGUCAACCGAUUCAUUCAUUAUAAUUUAUCUGCUAUUCAAUAUUCUUGAUGACACUGGUAAAAGUAUGCAUAUAUAGGCAAACAUACUCAUAAAUGCAUAUAAAGUAUAUAAGUAUACACACAACAAGAACAACAUUUUCGAGUCUACUCAUGAAUAUACUAUUGGUGAUUGUUCCUUCAUUCUUGUUUAUUUCUGUCUCUUAGUAAAACUGCUACUUAUUUCCAUCUCUCUCUCUCUCUAUCUAUCUCAAUCCCCUCCUCUUUCAUUUAUUCUGUACUUUUCUUUCUCAUCGAUUCAUCUAUUUACCUAUCUAUAUAUAUUGAUCAACUGAUCGAUCAUUAGAUUGAUUGAUUUUACUGUUCCCGGUUAACACCUACCACCUAUUAGUUAUUAUUGUCAAGGUAUUUUGUUUUGAGCAUCUUUUUAUAUUUUUUUUCUUCCUAUAACCCAUUAACCUUUUAUUUUUGUCUCUUGGUGAUCGAUAUAUAUAUAUAGUUACAUUGGUUUUGUCUUGUCUCUAUACACACAUACUUCGAUAUUUGAACGUAUCCAGGUGAAUUUUUUUUUCUUUAUGUGUAUAUGUGUAAUAUGUGUACUGGUUACUAAUAUUUGUUGAUUAGUAAUUCUAUUCCCGGUCAUCAUCUUAAAAAAAGAUCCUUUUUCCUUCUUCUUCUUCUUCUUCUACUUCUUCAUUAAAACUUUCUGAUCAUUAUUGAUCAUUAGUGUUAAUGGAUUGUUUUGUAUUCGAUUUCUUCUAUGACUAUUAUCAAUAAUAUUUAAUAAUAUAAUCGAUAGAAUUGGUGUUAUUACUUCCUUAUUUACUUGUUUUAACCUCUUGCCAUUAUUAUUAUUAUUAUUACUGUAUUUCUGUACGAUUCGUAGUAGUACCAUUUACUAUACAGACAUUAUUGUACUACUUUGAUCAGUGAUUUAUUUAUUUAUUCAUUCAUUUAGACGUUGACUUUUACUACUUCUCGGUGGUGGUUCUUUUUUGUAAUUUUAAAGAAAAGAAAAGGAAAGUAAAUAAAAAAAAUCGCACAAUGUUUAUGAUUCAUUGAGUUAUGUGUAUAUAUAUGAAUGUGUGUUUGUGUGUGUGUUCAUGACUGUCGGUUGUGUAUGAAUAGUGCUGUACGGGUUUGCACAUACAUGAGUAGAUGCUUCUAUUCUCUAACUGAUCUUAUCAUCGGU